This is a messenger RNA of Schistosoma rodhaini, 566 nucleotides long. Lineage: Eukaryota; Metazoa; Platyhelminthes; Trematoda; Strigeidida; Schistosomatidae. The record is from the annotation of a GenBank genome assembly.
AUGCAAUCUAUGACUUGCCAAGAUUGUCCUAGAAAAUUGGAGGUCGAACGCUACAUUAAAGAGCAUAAGAUUGAUGAAAUGCUCCAGAACUUGACGUCUUCUUUGUUCUAUCAAAUGCCAGAAAAUCCAAAACAAUAUUUAAUUGAACAAUUAAAAUUAUUAAAAGCUUCACGAGAUGAAUUCGCAGAACCGCCAACAUUGUUUACUGAAAAUAAUGCCGAGACAAUAUUCAACAUGCUUGAUCCAUGUAAAAAGAAUUCAAUUCCUUCAGAUCGAUAUCAACAUGCUUUGGAAACAUUGGGGGUACUUCACUGUGGUAAGGUGUUAGACAACAAAGAUGAAUUCAUUAGUAAAGAUAUGUAUAUGAAUGUCGUUAAAACAGGUUUGAAACAAAUGGCAUCAACUUAUAAACCAAUUGGAUAAGUCGCGGGAAAAAGAAAGUGGUAACAAAGAAGAUUCACAUUCGCAUUGAUGAUGAUAAUAAUGUAUUGUAUAACAAUAAAGUAACGGCGUGUAAUAUGACUCAAAUAAAAAAAUGAUGUAAAUUAAACUUUCCUUAAUUGCCC